Molecule: messenger RNA, 949 nt
Organism: Lecanosticta acicola
Lineage: Eukaryota; Fungi; Ascomycota; Dothideomycetes; Mycosphaerellales; Mycosphaerellaceae
Source: the annotation of a GenBank genome assembly
AUGUUGUUGGAUGCCAGCCAGCGGCGAGGAAGCAGUCUAGUAAGCCGUCGGCCUGACCAUGGUGGUCAUUCCUGAUGGAGAAGCCUUCGGUGGGGAGGAAUAAUUCGGUGGGGAGGAGUAACUCGGCGGGGAGGAAUAACUCGGCGGGCCUGAUGGCGCAUGGGAGGACGAUGGUAAGUUGGACGAUCGCGAUGCGCUCGGCGCUUCAGAUGGGUACGCCCACGACGGAGCAGCCGACGAUGAGCUCGGCAGUGCCGAAGCGCCGGAUGAAGAGGCAACCGAUGCAGUGCUAGACGGACUCUUCGAUGCGCUCGGUGAGGACGGCUGGGCUGAAGGCGACGAUGGGGCCACCGAGGGCGAGCUGGACGCUGGAGCGCUGGAUGAGGGAGCGGCCGAGGGCGACGAUGGGGCCACCGAGGGCGAGCUGGACGCUGGAGCGCUGGAUGGAGCGACCGAAGGCGACGAUGAGGCCACCGAGGGCGAGCUUGCCGCUGGAGUGCUGGAUGAUGGAGCGACCGAGGGCGACGAUACCGGCGUCUUUGAUGCACUUGGCGAGGACGGCGCUGCUGAAGGCGACGAUGGGGCCACCGAGGGCGAGCUCACUAUUCUCGAUGCGCUGGGUGACGACACAACCGACGACGGCUUCGAUGCGGUAGGUGAAGAAGGCUUAGCUGAAGGCGACGAUGGGGCCACCGAAGGCGAGCUCGCGAUUCUCGAUGCGCUGGGCGACGACACAAUCGACGACGGCUUUGAUGCGGUAGGUGAGGACGGACUGCCAGACGCGAUAGGCGACGCUGAAGGGGAGCCCGAUGCGCUAGGCGACGACGAAACUGAUCCGCUAGGCGACGACGAACUGCCGGACGCGGUAGGCGACGCUGGAGGGGAGCUCGAUGGCGUCUUGGAUUCGGUUGGUGCGGACCCGCUGCUGGAGCUUGCUGAAGAACCUUGA